Haliotis rubra (blacklip abalone) is the source of this 6089-nucleotide messenger RNA. RefSeq names its product smoothelin-like. The coding region runs from base 334 to 3369 and encodes 1011 amino acids. The transcript has 14 exons. Lineage: Eukaryota; Metazoa; Mollusca; Gastropoda; Lepetellida; Haliotidae. The record is from RefSeq and is a predicted model, not a curated record. Gene Ontology annotation, cellular component: neuronal cell body; plasma membrane; axon. Gene Ontology annotation, biological process: synapse organization; homophilic cell-cell adhesion. Gene Ontology annotation, molecular function: axon guidance receptor activity; protein binding.
GGGAGGAUGUGGUGCUGGAGUGUGCUGCCACAGCCGACCCUACGCCUUCCGUCACGUGGUAUCUGGGGUACCAGCAGAUAGAUGGGGACGAUUAUCGGUGUCACACAGACUUUGAUGAAGUCAGUGGUAAGGCCACCCUCACCAUCAGCAGUGCCCAAACCACGGACAGUGGUCAAUUUCGCUGUGUCUUCACCAAUCAGCAUGGAGAGGCAGAGACCAAGAACUCCGUCACAGUCAAGAAGAGACCUGAGAAAGCCCCUGUGUUUUCCGUGUGUCUGCAUGAUGAGACCGUGAUAGAGGGACACUCCAUUACCUUGGCCUGCACAGUGGCAGAUGCGGAGACCAUUGGCUGGUACAAGGACGGCUUUGUCCAACGCAACUCCUCAGACUUCAAGCAGAGCUAUGACGGGGGAUGUUGCCCGUCUCGAGAUAGGAGAAAUCUUUCUGGAUGAUGUUGGGGAAUAUGCCUGUGUUGCUCGCAAUGAGUUGGGGGAAGAUCGAACAGCAUGCCAAAUAACUGUCACAGCCUGUGACUCAGAGACAUCCGUCGUUCCCAUGUUCCUCACAAAGUUCACCAAGACUGUCAUCAAGGUAGGGGACAAGCUCAUCCUGGAGUGUGAUGUUAUUGGGUCGCCAGAACCGGACAUCAGCUGGACCAAAAAUGGUCGCCCGCUGCGGGAUGACUGCCCAUAUAACCAAAUGUAUGAUGGACGAACAGCCAAACUGGAAAUAGAGGACGUCACUUCUGAUGAUUCUGGGAGAUAUGAAUGCAUCGCUGGCAAUGAAGCUGGCCGGGUGUCGCUGGAUGCAAGUGUCGCAGUGCAGGUGAAGGACAAGCCUCCAUGUGUGACGGUUCCGCUGUGUGAUGUGUACAGUAAAGCAGGUGAGAGUGCCACCUUAACUUGUCACAUCGUAGGCAUUCCUCAGCCCAGCAUCCAAUGGAGGAAGAAUGGAAUGAUGAUUGGGCACACCAAGGACUUUAAACAGACGUAUGAUGGCAGCUGUGUGACACUGGACAUCUGUGGUGUGUGUCACCAAGACAGUGGGCGGUAUGAGUGUGUUGCCCACAGUAAACUGGGAGAGACUUCAACCACGUGUCUACUGACAGUGAAAGACACAGCAACCGGGAAAGAAUCAGCAUUAUCACCAGCUCCUCCCAUCACAAGAUCUGUAACACCACCACAAACCAUCACUGGUCUAGCCAGGUCUGCUUCUACCUCACAGCGGAGUAGUCAUGGACCUCUGCACCUGUCGUCUCCCACAGGCCCUACAGCUUCACACAAUAUCAGUAGCAGUUCCGUGGGGCAGACAUCUUCCAAGACAUCCACUAAUGUAGUGUCACCCUUGGUCUCGCCUUCAGCAUUGCCAACCCACAUUAUAGGGAAGGCUCUCACAAGGUCAGCUUCCAUGACCAUCAGUACCGUAGUCUCAUCUGCAACCCCUGUCAUGGCUUCUCCAUCAUCUCCAGUGCCAGCAGAUAUUAGUGGGAAUGCUAUCACACUGUCAUCUUCCAAAAUGUCUACAAAUUUAGCCUCUGCUUCUACUACUCUCACAAGAUCAGCUUCCCAGAGAUCUGUCACGGUGAUAUCCUCUUCUCCAGAAUCUUCUCCCUCCAGUCCAUUGUCAUCUCAUGUCCUUGGUAAAGCCAUCACAAGGUCCGCCUCACAGAUCGUUACAUCGUCCUCUCAGAGCAGCUCAUCACCACCACAGAGCAUUAUUGGAAAAGCUCUGGAAACUCUAGCUGCCAAGUCACCUUCACGGCAUCAGAAUGUUAGUAGAUCAAUGUCCUCACCAACCAAUACUCAAGUAGAAACAUCUACAAAGCCACCAACUGGCCCUGUUGAUGACCCUUCACUAAUAAAGAGAAACAUUCCAAGUACUGAAUCCAUCUCUGUUCCUGCAAGGUCCAAUCCUCUCAAUACCAUUGGUAAAUUCCUGGCUAUGUCUGCAGCUAAGGACUUACAGCCAUCAUUCCCUAUCCGGACUACACUAGAUAGUCCCACAGAAGGAGGCCCAGUACCAGUCUCACCAACACAGCCCCAGGAGAAAGGCCCCAUUCAGAAGGCUCCAAGUCCAUCUACUUCACAGACACAGCCACUGUCUAAAGUGCAGCAGCUACGUUUGCAGUUCUUAGGCGAGGCUGGCCAGACCCAAACCAAUAAAGUCAGCAGUGCACCAAUCAGAAGAUGGCAUUCCCUUCCUCCACAAGACCUCAAGCCAGUCAUUGUCAAGAAGGAGAAGGGGUCUGUGACACGAACCAAGCAGCUACACGUCGGCACUGACUCCAGGGAGGCAACCAUGCCAACCUACGAGAACAUCAACGAUGAGGAAGAGCUCAUGAAAAUUAUGAGCAAGACAGAUGACUUUGAUGAACGAAAGAAGAUCCGUGCAAGAUUAAAAGAAGUGCGAGAAAAAGAUAAAUUGGAGCGAGAAGCAAGGCGGCAGCAGAGGGAAAAGGAGUCGGACGACGUUGUGAAGAAGAGGUUCGAGAAGGCAGAAGAAGAUAAGAAGAGGAAGAUGCAACAGUUUUCAGACAUGGCUGCCAAACCAACUUCUGUGACGACAACCAGGACUGGAGGUGAUGGAUCCCAGAUAACCACCACCACCACCACCAGUACAUCCACACAGAAGGUAGACGGAGGAGGCACUCGUACACAGACUGUGAAGAAAACUGAAACAAUGGUAUCAAAAACAUCAGGCAUGGGUGGAGUGCAGUUCUCUAAACCAGGGGCAGCAGAAGCAAUGAGAAAGCUGUCUGACCAGCUUCAGACAGCAAGUCCCCCCGGCACCAGUGGUAGGCUGAUGGUGAAGACAGAAUCGUGGAACAGUGCCGAUGCUGUGGUACAUACGUCCGAGAAGACAGAGUCUUGGGGAGCAAAGCCAGGAGGUUCCCGUGGCGCCAUGGCUGCCUUCAAACAGAUGGAUGCCACAAACAGCCCUGCACAACCGAAUGCUUUAGUUACCGUAUCACUGGCUAAGAAGGCUGCUACCACAAUGAGACGUAACGCUAUUGCCAUCAAACAGGAAGUGCUUGCCUUCUGCAAACACAACACUAAAGAAUACAAGACGAUACAGAUCACCAACUUCUCCAGUUGUUGGAACAAUGGGCUGGCAUUCUGUGCACUCAUCCAUCACUUCUUCCCGGAUGCAUUCGACUUCAAUGCGCUCACACCGAAAAACAGACGCUACAACUUUGAUCUGGCCUUUGACACUGCAGAGAAGAGGGCCGACAUUGCCCCUCUACUGGAUACAGAUGAUAUGGUGCGAAUGAAGAACCCCGACUGGAAGUGUGUGUUUACCUAUGUCCAGAGUAUCUACCGACAUCUGCGUGACCAUGACGCCAACAAGGCCAAGGAGGCAGAGCAGUGAUUGGCUGACUGGCUAACCGCUGCUUGCACAGCAUCAUGCAGUUGUUGUUAUUUUUGUCAUGUAACUUAUUGAGUUUGUAACAUUUAAUCAUGUGGUGGUGAUGCUGCACUGACUGUGUGUGGAGCAGCGACUAGUGCAGGAGUACCUAGUAGAACACAGGUGACACAGUGAUUCCCACCUCCAACACACCUGCUUCCAGGCCAGAAACACACAUCUGUUUCGUCUCUUUCGAACUUGCCACCACAUGGCUUCCCACAGGGAAGUCAUCAUCGUCAAGAGAUAAGUGUUUAUUGUGAAACUCUCCAACACAUGUAUGGUAAAACGGUUAGUGAAGACGUUGGAGUCUCGUCACUGUGUAUCACAUCACCUGUUGAGGAGCGUAAGAAGUAUGUAUUACAAUAGAUAGCAUUUCUAUAGCAAACACAAAACCAAUGUCUUCCAGGUUUCUACACUAUAUUGGGUGAUAUGUUUACUGUAAUGUGAUAUUAGAAUGGUGCCUUUUAUGUGAUACAAGUAGCUACUGUAGAUGACAAAUACGUCCAUAUUAUGGUUUGGGCUGAUCAGCAUCUAUACGAGCUGUGUGGAGCUCAGCAUGUGUUAUCUGUCUCUGCUGGGAGGAUAGUGAAGGACUGUGUGGAGGGUGACAACAUGGCGCCAUGGCUCAGACAGAUGGGCUCUCAUAGCAUGUUGCAGUCAUGGAAUGUUUCUUGCUUCACCCUGCAGCCAAAUAACAUCCACACAUCAGUCUUACAGUCACCCCUUACACCAACUGUCACACCUGCAGGUGACAGAUCCACAGUCACACCUGCAUGUCAUCAGGGGACUGUUACACCUGCAGAUGGAUCCACAGUCACACCUGCAUGUCACCACGGGACUGUUACACCUGCAGGUGACAGAUCCACAGUCACACCUGCAUGUCAUCAGGGGACUGUUACACCUGCAGAUGGAUCCACAGUCACACCUGCAUGUCACCACGGGACUGUUACACCUGCAGGUGACAGAUCCACAGUCACACCUGCAUGUCACCACGGGACUGUUACACCUGCAGGUGACAGAUCCACAGUCACACCUGCAUGUGACCAGGCCACUGUAACACCUGUGAUUGAUGAUGAUAUGAAUGUAGGUAUUCAACUUGGAAGUGGACUGGUUCUGUAAGUUGUGAAGUUGAUUGCUACCACCUCCAAGUAAUGUUUUUAGUCCAAAUUCAAACAUGUGAAGGACUUGAUAGUUGAGAGUGCAUAAUAUAAACUACUGUACAUGCAUAUGUGGAUAGGACGUAGUGUUGGUGCUUGCUAGGGUUUUAGGGAUAUUGUAUUUGUAGAAGAAGGUAGACUUGCAUUAUCUAUGUAUCCGGUGUACUAGUGUAGGUAGUGCUGACAUCUGGUGGCCAACCAUGCUCCUAGUGUUCUGUAGCUAUCCUCCUACACACUGUGGGGGAAGAUAUUCUUACAAGUUAACAGUGCAAUGUAAUCCCAUUAUGUGAGAUAAUUGGCAUUUCAAUUCACAAUACUCAGCAACUUGACGGCAGGCCCCUUGGGGACAGUGAAAAACAGUACUGGUAGGUAACAUAUGUUGACAUUGUGCCCUAGAUCAUCGGAUUGGUUUCUGCAUCUUAUUUGGCCUAUUGCAGUGCUUUGAGCUUUGUUUUCUUCAUGACUGGCUUCAUACAGGGUCUUCUUUACAUCUGUUCCUAAAACAUGUCUUUUGGACUUUUUAAGUUCAAUGUUAGUAUAAUCCAGUCUGUGGUAAGAUUAUAUUAAAUGGUUUUUGGUAUUAUUUCUCGACAUCACAUAAUGCAAGAUGGCAUCUAUUAAAUAUUUUUCUAUGUACAUCUCAUGAAACAAAUCAAAGACAAAGAACUUUGUGCAGGGUUUAUGAUUGAAUUUGUUUUUGACAAUACAGCAAUUACUCACUUAAAGCUAUAAAAGCUUUAAAGGUCUUUGUCUUUAUGUUAGGCAAGGGUUCCACUGUCCCGGCAACUGUGUGCAAGUCUGUGUUACUGUGUCUGUCUAGUAUUGAUUGCUCUUGUUUUUAUGAAAUAACAUGUUUUAUUUCCAUUUUGUAGAUAUUCAAUGAUAUCAUAACUUGUACAGUCAACUGUUUUGUAGUGAACUAUUUCCAGUGCUAUUCAAUAUAACUCCUUUUUCAUGUUUUGUUUUGCAUACCAACAUUAAAGUUUGUAGUUGUGUUCUCAGGGUGCCGCAAUAUGUAGUGAUUAACGUGAUGUCACACUCUCCAACAACCUCAAGCAACAAUCACGUACAGGUUGCUGCCAAACACAAACUAGAUUUCUUGUAUUCAUGUAUUUUUCUCCUUUUAUUAUCCAUGUAGCCUGAUAUUUGUUCUUACAACCCUGCAUUGUAAAGAGUCUCUACUGUAAGUGCUGGCACUGUCUGUUCUUGAUCAAUGGUAACAUGUUUGUAAAUCCGUGCCAAAUUUGAAAACAAUAUUUACCACUGUACUUAAAAAUAUCCAUUGCUGCCAACUGCCAGUUGAAGGAAACGUUUGUAUAGUAUGGUUAGAUUUGUGUAGACAGCAGGAGACUGGGGCAGCUGGGGUGGGGCAACACUUGACAUUAGGAGGGAGGGCUUCAUGAGAUGCUAACGCAGCAAAACUGUGUCCUUUCUGUUGUUGUGUGCAUUUACUGUAUAACUUAACAAGUACACAUCCUGUGCGUAUGUUUCUGUAUCUGUUAAUGAAUAAAAAUAUAAUUAUAUCUG